GUGUGUGUGUAUGUGUGUGUGUGUGUGCUGGAGGGGGUGUGUGUGGUAAAGUGGGGGGAGUCUCGAGCUCUGAGGGGCUGCGGGACAGUUGAGGGGAGCACAGAGAGCAGAGGAGCGGUCCGGAGCUCAUCCGUCAACCAGCUGGAGGAGCCACACUAACGAACCCUAUGGCUGCUUGAGAAACAACCUCACACAUCCCCCCUCUCCCCCUCUUCUCUUCUUCUUUUUUUAAAUUUUCUCUGGGACUUUUGACUUGGUUGGAGUUGGAGUCUUGAGAACAACUUGUUGCAGGUUGAGUCAGUUGCUGUGUGAGCUGAGAAGUGAAGCCCACUCUCUGUGGAGGCGCAGGCGGCCAUGGAUACCCGGAUCAGAUGGAGACUUAAACGGAGGAGAAGAGACCUUCAUCUCUCUGUAGCCGUCAUUCUGCUUUUUGUGGUGUCGAGUGCAAAUUCAGCGGAACCAGCUGACCUCUUGAAGAUUUUAGAUUUUCACAAUUUACCCGAGGGCGUAACAAAAACAACGGGUUUCUGCUCACAUCGAAGGUCAUCACAAGGACCUGAUGUGGCUUACAGAGUAUCCAAAGAUGCCCAGCUCAGUGCCCCCACCAAACAGCUUUACCCAGGUGAUGCCUUCCCUGAGGAUUUCUCUAUCUUGGCCACGGUAAAACCCAAGAAGGGCAGCCAGUCCUUCCUGUUGUCUGUUUACAACGAACAGGGCAUCCAGCAGCUGGGACUGGAAGUGGGACGCUCCCCUGUCUUCCUGUACGAAGACCACACAGGAAAACCCAGUCCAGAGGACUACCCCCUCUUCAGAGGAGUUCACCUUGCUGAUGGAAAGUGGCAUCGAGUGGCCAUCAGUGUGCACAAGCAGACCAUCACCCUUAUUUUGGACUGUAAAAAGAAGACCACCCAGAAGCUGCUCCGGGACCCACACCCCAUCAUUGAUACCAAAGGAAUUAUAGUGUUUGGAACAAGGAUACUUGAUGAAGAAGUCUUUGAGGGAGACAUCCAGCAGCUAAUGAUUGUAGCAGACCACCGGGCUGCAUACGACUACUGUGAGCACUACAGCCCCGACUGUGAAGUGUCAGUACCUGACCAGCCACAGAACCAGGACCCCAAUGCAGACACAAAAACAGAUGAAUAUCCUACAGAAGGAAACUACUAUUAUGAAUACCCUUAUUACGAUGACAUCGAAGGGAAGCCCUAUGAAUCCACCUCCGAAACAGAGACGAUCACAAGAAAACUCCAGGUGGCAGGUGAAGGUGAUGCAGUGAGCACGGUAAAAAAAAGUGUGAGAGGCGGUUCUGGCGGAACUGGCUCCACUUCUGUUUCCACCGGCUCCACCGGCUCAUCAUCCAGCUCAUCAUCCGGCUCAUCAUCCAGCUCAUCAUCCGGCUCAUCAUCCAGCUCAUCAUCCGGCUCAUCAUCCAGCUCAUCAUCCGGCUCAUCAUCCAGCUCGUCAUCCAGCUCGUCAUCCAGCUCGUCAUCCAGCUCGUCUCGCAGCACUUCAGCUACAGAAGGAGAAGAAACGUACGGAGACGAGAACACCCCCUACGACAGCUACGAUGCCUACAAUAACUACUACUAUGACGAGUCCACCGCUGCACCUGAUGCUGACACCACUGGACGGAUCACCAUCACUGAUAUUGGCACCGGGGGCCAGUUGGACCUGGGAGCUGGAGGGAAGGUGGACCUGGAAGCUGGCGCUGAAAUCAACAAGAAGGUCAUCACCGCUGGAGGAAGCACAAUAACAGUCACCAGCAAUAAAACAGGUGGUUCCUACAGUGACUAUGGGGAUGGUUACGACUACGGAGUGGACAGCUACUACACGACCGGUGGAGUGGACAGCAGCAGUUCUACCAUCACCAUCGGGGGUGGCUCAGUUGGAGGUGGUGGUUCUGUUUCCGUAGGAGGUGGUUCCGUAUCUGUUGGUGGGGGUUCUGUUUCUGUGGGAGGAGGUUCUGUAUCUGUCGGAGGAUCUUCUUCCACUGGAGGUGGAUCAGCCAGCGCUGGCACUGGAGCCGGCGGGUCCGUCUCCACCGGGACAGACCUGGGUGCGGGUGGAGACAAUGACUACUCAGACCUGGAUAAGUUCAAGGAGGAGGACAUCACAGAUUAUGGCGAUUUGGGAAAUAUCGACUUGUACGAAGACUAUGAGGACACCAAAGUGCUGCCCGCUGAGACCGAUGAGUACUACGGACAGGUGGACGGAGCUCGUGGUGAGAAAGGACAGAAGGGAGAACCCGCUGUUAUUGAGCCUGGAAUGCUGUUGGAGGGUCCGCCAGGGCCUGAGGGGCCAACAGGUCUCCCCGGACCCCCAGGUUCUUCUGGCCCACCAGGCGGUCCUGGAGAUCCUGGAGAGAGAGGUCUGCCGGGUCGUCCUGGUCUUCCUGGUGCUGAUGGUCUGCCAGGACCCCCUGGAACUGUUCUGAUGCUGCCUUUCAGACUCAGUUCUGGAGGAGAUUCUGGACAGAAAGGACCGGCUGUUUCAGCACAGGAGGCCCAGAUGCAAGCCAUCAUGCAGCAGGCCAGGCUGGCUAUGCGUGGACCCACAGGUCCAAUGGGAUUGACUGGUAGACCUGGUCCUCUGGGUCCCCCAGGGGUUUCAGGACUGAAGGGAGAGUCUGGAGAAGCAGGACCUCAGGGACCUCGUGGACCUAUGGGGUCUGCUGGACCCACUGGAAAGCCUGGCAGAAGGGGUCGGUCUGGUUCAGAUGGUGCAAGAGGAAUGCCUGGACAGACUGGACCGAAGGGAGACAGAGGUUUUGAUGGUUUGGCUGGACUUCCUGGUGAAAAAGGACACAGAGGGGAACCUGGCCCCUCUGGACCUCCUGGUGCUCCUGGAGAAGAUGGAGAGAGGGGGGAUGAUGGAGAGAUCGGACCCAGGGGACUUCCUGGUGAACCGGGGCCCCGCGGUUUGCUGGGACCAAAAGGACCUCAGGGACCUCCCGGACCACCUGGUGUUGGUGGAAUGGAUGGCCACCCUGGACCCAAAGGAAACAUCGGACCCCAAGGAGAGCCGGGCCCUCCUGGGCAGCAAGGCAACCCCGGUGCUCAGGGACUCCCAGGGCCACAAGGAGCGAUUGGACCUCCAGGAGAGAAGGGUCCAACUGGAAAACCGGGUCUUCCAGGAAUGCCAGGAGCAGAUGGUCCACCGGGUCACCCAGGAAAAGAGGGUCCAACUGGAGAGAAAGGACACAUGGGCCCAGCUGGCCCUCAAGGACCCAUUGGUUAUCCUGGACCCCGAGGCGUAAAGGGAGCUGACGGUGUGCGCGGCCUCAAAGGAAACAAAGGUGAAAAGGGUGAAGACGGCUUCCCCGGCUUUAAGGGGGACAUGGGAAUCAAGGGUGACAGGGGAGAACUUGGACCAGCUGGACCCAGAGGAGAAGAUGGUCCCGAGGGGCCAAAAGGUCGCUCAGGGCUCCCAGGGGAUCCUGGUCCACUUGGACCCAAUGGUGAAAAGGGUAAACUUGGAGUUCCUGGAUUACCAGGAUACCCAGGGAGACAAGGACCGAAGGGAUCUCAGGGUUUCCAAGGCUUCCCAGGCGCUAACGGAGAAAAAGGAUCUCGGGGAACAGGAGGAAAGCCAGGCCCACGCGGACAGAGGGGACCAACGGGGCCUAGAGGAGAAAGAGGGCCGAGAGGACCAACAGGAAAAGCUGGGCCCAAAGGUAACUCAGGGAAUGAUGGCCCACCAGGACCUCCCGGUGAGAGGGGUUUACCAGGACCUCAGGGACCAACGGGAUUUCCAGGACCAAAGGGUCCACCUGGACCCCCAGGAAAAGAUGGACUGCCUGGACAUCCUGGGCAGAGAGGAGAGACUGGAUUCCAAGGAAAGACGGGUCCUCCUGGUCCUCCAGGUGUGGUCGGACCUCAGGGACCAACAGGUGAAACUGGACCAAUGGGAGAUCGGGGUCACCCUGGACCUCCAGGCCCACCUGGUGAGCAUGGCUUGCCUGGACCAGCUGGGAAAGAAGGCGCUAAGGGAGACCCUGGUCCUGCUGGCCCAGCAGGUAAAGAUGGCCCCCCUGGCCAACGAGGUUUCCCUGGAGACAGAGGUCUUCCUGGUCCUGUGGGGGCUCAUGGCCUGAAAGGGAAUGAGGGUCCUCAAGGCCCACCUGGUCCUGCUGGUUCUCCUGGUGAGCGGGGUCCUGCUGGACCAGCUGGACCCACAGGUCUGCCUGGACGUUCCGGCCCUCAGGGACCUCCGGGCCCUGCUGGAGAGAAAGGUGGACCUGGAGAGAAAGGACCUCAAGGCCCAGCUGGAAGAGAUGGUAUUCAAGGACCUGUGGGUCUGCCAGGACCUGGAGGACCUCCUGGACCACCAGGAGAGGAUGGAGACAAGGGAGAGAUCGGAGAACCUGGACAGAAAGGAAGUAAAGGUGAUAAAGGAGAACAUGGUCCUCCUGGUCCUACCGGUCCUCAAGGCCCUGUUGGAGCUCCAGGUCCUGCUGGAGUAGAUGGAGAGCCAGGUCCCAGAGGUCAGCAGGGUAUGUUUGGUCAGAAGGGAGACGAAGGCUCGAGAGGUUUCCCAGGACCUCCAGGUCCAGUUGGGCUGCAGGGUCUGCCGGGUCCACCUGGAGAGAAAGGUGAAACUGGAGACGUGGGUCAGAUGGGUCCACCUGGCCCUCCUGGUCCCAGAGGCCCCUCAGGACCCCCAGGAGCUGAUGGCCCUCAGGGACCUCCUGGUGGUAUUGGAAACCCCGGUGCUGUGGGAGAAAAGGGCGAUGCUGGUGAAACAGGAGAACCAGGUCUUCAGGGAGAAGUUGGCCCACCAGGUCCAAGAGGAGAGCGUGGAGAGAAGGGAGAAGCUGGUCCUGCUGGUGCUGCUGGACCUCCUGGUCCUAAAGGUCCUCCUGGAGAUGAUGGACCCAAAGGCAGCCCUGGUCCAAGUGGUUUCCCUGGAGACCCAGGCCCACCUGGAGAGCCUGGUCCAGCUGGUUUAGACGGUCCUCCUGGUGACAAGGGAGAUGAUGGAGAGGCCGGUCAGCCUGGUUCACCAGGACCCACUGGAGAGUCUGGUCCCUCUGGACCACCAGGAAAGAGAGGGCCACCUGGAGCACCAGGACCUGAGGGAAGACAGGGAGAGAAAGGAGCCAAGGGAGAGUCUGGUCUAGAAGGUCCACAAGGAAAGACAGGACCUGUUGGCCCUCAAGGAUCACCUGGAAAGCCUGGUUCUGAGGGGCUUAGGGGUAUCCCUGGUGCAGUUGGCGAGCAAGGACUUCCUGGUCCUCCAGGCCCAGAUGGACCUCCUGGACCCAUGGGUCCUCCUGGUUUACCUGGUCUGAAAGGAGACUCUGGUGUUAAAGGAGAAAAGGGUCAUCCGGGUCUUAUUGGUCUUAUUGGACCCCCAGGUGAACAGGGAGAAAAAGGUGACAGAGGUCUUCCAGGACCCCCAGGAACCUCAGGUCCUAAAGGAGACAAUGGUAUUGCUGGUCCUACAGGUCCACUUGGUCCCAUCGGUCCCCCUGGGUUACCUGGUCCUCCAGGUCCUAAAGGAGCCAAAGGGUCAUCUGGUCAAACAGGUCCAAAAGGAGAGAGUGGUUCACCCGGACCUCCUGGUCCUCCUGGCCCUCCUGGUGAUGUCAUCCACCCACUCCCCAUCCAGGCUCCUAUGAAGGGCAGAAGCCGAAGGAACAUUGAUGCCAGCCAGAUCAUGGAUGAUGCUGCUACAGAUGCCAACUAUAAAGACUAUGAUGACGGCAUGGAGGAGAUCUUUGGCUCUCUCAACUCAUUAAAGUUAGAGAUCGAGCAGAUGAAGCAUCCACUAGGCACACAGAGCAACCCUGCUCGGACCUGCAAAGACCUACAGCUUUGCCACCCAGACUUCCCUGAUGGUGAAUACUGGAUUGAUCCAAACCAGGGUUGCUCACGGGACUCCUUCAAGGUUUACUGCAACUUCACAGCAGGCGGAGAGAGCUGCAUCUACCCAGAUAAGAAGUCUGAGGGGGCUAGGCUCACAACCUGGGUUAAGGAGAAUCCCGGUUCCUGGUUCAGUGAAUUCAAACGUGGUAAACUGCUUUCCUAUGUGGAUGCCGAAGGAAACCCCAUUGGCGUGGUCCAAAUGACCUUCCUAAGGUUGCUAAGUGCAGCAGCCCGCCAGAAUAUGACAUACAACUGCUACCAGUCAGUCGCGUGGCACGAUCAGGAGAAGGACAACUAUGACAAGGCCAUCCGCUUCCUGGGCUCCAACGAUGAGGAGAUGUCUUAUGAUAACAAUCCCUACAUCCGCGCACUGGUCGACGGCUGCGCGCUGAAAAAGGGCUAUGAAAAGACAGUACUUGAGAUCAACACGCCGAAGGUGGAGCAGGUGCCGUUUGUGGACAUCAUGUUCAACGACUUUGGCGGUUCCACGCAGAAGUUUGGAUUCGAAGUGGGACCUGUCUGUUUCAUCGGCUAAGACUGAGCAAAAGAAAAAGCCUAAUUUUGUUUUCUCAGAAAGAAAGAAAAACAAUUGACAAAGAAUGGGACAAAUCUAUUUGUAAAAAACUGUUUCCAUAAAGCAACACGUAUAUGCAAAAUGAAAUUCUGUUGGGAGUGUGGCGAAAUUUGAAAGGAAUAGAGCGGAUAUAACCUUGAAACCUCAGUGUGCCUUCUCUAUCACAUGCAAGUUUUGAAACUGGAUUUCAUAUCCUUCCUCCGGCCCCCUCCCCUCCCCACCCCCACGCCUCAUUUCUUGAUUUUGUCCCAAACAACAAAGGCGACCCUAAGAGCUGCAGCCGUUGCAGAUGGUCGCAGUAUUUGCCACGGACUCCUUCUGAUUUGGCUCGUUUCUUUUUCUUUAGUUCUGCUCUCGUGUUUCAUGUUGCCACCUGUCUGUGUUUGGUUUGUUGGUUGUUCACCACAGGAGCUUCGUUUGUGCAGAACUGUCUCACCAUUCUCUUGGAAUGGCUUCUCUACAUAAAUAUAUAUAUAUAUAUAAAUAUAUAUGAAUGACUUUUUAUGUUUGUAAGUAUGUUCUGUAUAUUUUUCCUGUUUAUUGCUUCUGGCUUCAAAACAUGCAUGUGACUUUUAUAAUUGUGAGGUAGGAGACGGUGGAACAUCUAAUUAAUGGGAACACAUGGAGAGCGAGGAUAUUCGACCUGUAAAGUUAAAAACCAAACUAACAAACUAAAGGAAUUGGACGUCCUGUCUUUGUGGAGCAGACCUUUCUUGUAAUUUAAGAACAGAAUAAAGAUGAAAACACGCUCUGUGACAUGAUGUGACGGUUGUUUGCAGACUAAUAAAACAUUCCUUAUUCUGUGCCCUCUGAACCAAAAGUGCCACCUCAGUGGAAACAUGUUUGCUGACCAUGCAGCGGAAGGUGAUGCCACAUUUUAACGAAAACACAAAGAAAUCAAAACCUAGGUGCUAUUUUCUCUCUCUUGUGGUGCUAUGUAUUUUUCUAGUUUGUGUUGUUUGAAUAAAAGGAAACUUGUGGUGACGUUA
This is a messenger RNA of Austrofundulus limnaeus, 7427 nucleotides long. It is a transcript of the gene col5a1, whose product is annotated as procollagen, type V, alpha 1. Gene Ontology annotation, molecular function: extracellular matrix structural constituent. The record is from RefSeq and is a predicted model, not a curated record. Lineage: Eukaryota; Metazoa; Chordata; Actinopteri; Cyprinodontiformes; Rivulidae. Bases 355 to 6399 code for a protein of 2014 amino acids. Gene Ontology annotation, cellular component: extracellular matrix. The transcript is spliced from 66 exons.